Molecule: messenger RNA, 3964 nt
Organism: Notodromas monacha
Lineage: Eukaryota; Metazoa; Arthropoda; Ostracoda; Podocopida; Cyprididae
Source: the annotation of a GenBank genome assembly
AGUUAUCGUGUUUUUCAGGUUCCAGAUGGGGAUGAUUUCUUUGCGAUGUGCUUCAUUCGUUUUUGUGCUGCUGUUCAAUGUAGCUUUUGCCCUUAUCCAAUCUCCACCCACAAUGAUCAAGCAGCCGCCAGAUGAUGAGCUUCUGUUUCAAGUAGCGGAAAGACAGGACGAAUUGGACAAACCGUUUAUUAUUGAGUGUGAAGCCGCUGGUGAACCCCCACCAACUUAUUCUUGGAUCAAGAAUGGGAAAAAAUUCGAAUUUCAACCGUAUGACACGCGAAUCUCCCAGCAACCCGGAAGAGGAACUUUGGUCAUCACAAAGCCGCGUGAUGAAGAUCUUGGCUACUAUCAGUGUUUUGCCACAAACACGUGGGGUACUGCCAUGUCGAACUCCGUACAUGUACGGAAAUCGGAAUUGAGUGCCUUCAAGGAGGAGAAGUAUAAAACUUUGGAUGUUGACGAGGGCAAGCCAUUUAGCUUGACAUGUAAUCCGCCCGAUGGCUAUCCAAAGCCACAAGUUCAUUGGAUUAUCCAGUCCGACAGUGGCGCUCUGCGGAGUAUUAAUUCUUCACGACUGACGAUGGAUCCUGAAGGAACUCUUUGGUUCUCCAACGUUACGAGGGAAGAUGCUAGUUUUGAUAAAGACUUCCGAUACGCGUGUAGCGCGACAUUACCAUCCAAGAAGGAAUACAAAGUUGGUAACUUCGUGAACUUGCGGGUACUUGCUUCAGGCAGUUCAGGCGGCCAAAAUAAAUACGCUGUAACUCGUCAGUACGUGAGCAGGAAGAACUUCAAUGCUGUACGAGGACAGCAAGCAGAGCUUUGGUGCAUUUUCGGUGGAACGCCUUUGCCUGAUAUUCGAUGGAGGAAAAAAGGAGGCCCAAUGAAAUGGGGUCGCUCGACGACGACCAAUUAUGGGAAGACGCUUGUUCUGAACUACGUAGAUUUCGAGGACGAAGCACAAUACGAAUGUACUGCGACAAAUGGGGUCGGAAGUGCGAUGUCUUACUCCAUUGACGUCAAGGUGGAUGCUAAGCCAACCUUUACGGUUGAGCCCGAGUCGGCUAAUGGUGCCGAAGGAGAAACAGUUCGAUUCAGAUGCGAAGCUGACGGUGUACCGAAACCAAAAAUUGACUGGUAUCACAACGGACUGCCGAUUUUCAACGCGAAGACGAAUCCGCGGCGAACCAUAAGUCCCAACGAAAUUAUGAUCGUGAAUUUGGAGAAAGAAGAUACAGGGAACUAUGCUUGCAAUGCUUCCAACACACUCGGAUAUGUGUUCAAGGACGUGUAUAUCAAUGUCUUGGCCCUUCCUCCGAGCUUUGAGACGUUGCCGAAAGAUAUCACGACUGUCACCGGACAACCAGUAACUCUAUCCUGUCGAGUCACUGGGGCGCCCAAACCCCUGGUGAAAUGGCUGAAGGGUGGACAGGAGUUGACCGGUGGUCGUUUCAGGCAAAACGACGUCAACGAUCUUGUGAUAGAAGACGUUCGAUUUGCCGAUGCUGGAGUGUACACAUGUCGGGCUGAGAAUAAAUUCAACGUUACGCAAGCGUCUGCAGCUUUGCUCGUGAAAGAUCGGACCGUGAUAAAGGACCGGCCCGCGAAUUAUGAAGUCGCUGCGGGACGAACGGCAACGUUCCGGUGUGACGCGGUUGCCGACUCGAGUUUAACCUUAUCCAUAACGUGGGAGAACCAGGACAGGAAAAUAGAUUUUGACACCGAGUCAAGAUUCAUUCAAGCGCAGGACAUGUCGUUGACGAUCACAAAGACUGAUGAGCUAGAUUCCGGAACUUAUACUUGUGUCGCGUCGACCGAACUUGACUCUGUGCGUGCCUCCGCCACGCUGGUUGUGCAAGAUGUACCGAAUGCGCCCAAAAUCACGUCCGUCGUUUGUACAGACAAAGAUGCGACGAUUUCUUGGCAGCCUAUGGGUGACAACCGGGCUCCAAUCCUCACCUAUGUCAUUCAGUACAAUACUUCCUUCACGCCUGACUCGUGGGAGGAAGCGUUUGACUCCGUUCCUGCUGCUGAUAAUUCCUUUAAGGUAUCUCUAAGUCCGUGGGCAACGUAUUCUUUCCGCGUGAUCGCGAAAAACAAAAUCGGUCCUUCGCUGCCUUCCGAUGCUUCUAAAGAGCACUGCUCUACUUCUGAGGAAGUGCCACACAAGAAUCCGGAGAAUGUUGUGGGCCAAGGAGACCGGCCGGAUAAUCUCGUCAUCCGGUGGACGCCGAUGCCCCAAAUAGAUCACAACGCGCCGCGGUUCAAGUAUGUCGUUAUGUACAAGAUGGAUGAGCCGUCUUCUCAGUGGGAUCUGCUUGAAAUUGAUGAUUGGCGACAGAAUAAGCUUGUAAUCCCGAAUCAGCCGACUUUCCGGCGGUACCUGAUAAAAGUUGAGGCGCAUAACGAGAAUGGGGAGAGCAAUAUCGCCCCCAACGUCGUCAUCGGUUAUUCUGGGGAAGAUGUUCCCUUGGAGGCCCCGACUGGUUUCUGCGAGGAGAAUGUCGUGACACCGAUCGAUCACAAGACUGCGCUUUUCAAAUGGAAUCCGGUGAAUCCCGACUCGUUGCGAGGACAUUUCAAAGGAUACAAGUUCAAGAUAUGGAGUAGAAAAUUGGGCGAGGCGAACACGAGGGAAGUCAAAGUGACGAAGACAGCUACGGACGCUGUCGUGGAGAAGUUAUUCCCCUUCGACGAAAACGUCGUGACGCUGAGAGUAUACAACGGAAUGUACGAUGGGCCCCCGUCGACCGAGUGCAGGAUUAUUACGCCCGAAGGACCUCCGGGGCCCGUGGAUGACAUGAGAGCCACGCCGCUGGGCAGCUCCGCAUUCCUGCUGACAUGGAAGCGACCGAAGCAGACGAACGGAAUCCUUUUGGGCUACAAAAUCUAUUUCCAGGAAGUCCACGGCACUCAGCUGGGUCCUAUCGUCGAACGCGCUCGCGCCAUAAAUGAUCCACGCGUGACUCAAGCCAAAUUGCCGGGCUUGCAGCCGGGUACUCGUUACCGCGUCACCAUCAAAGCCUACACUGGAGCAGGGGAAGGGCAGGAGUAUUUCAUUGAAGAAACGACUGGGAGCGGGGCUUCCGGUAAACCUGAUCCGCCGACUUUUAUGUGGGACCAUUUGCCACCAGAGCCGGAGUCAGGGUCCGCGGGUGUGCGGAUUACAUGGUUGCCGAAUUCUGAAGGAAAGCCGGGGUCGCACUUCUUUGUGCAAUACAAAAAACGCGGGGAAUCGCAAUACUCGGAGACGCAGCCUGAGAUGUUCGAACACUUCAUGGAGGUGAGAGGAUUGGAUCCGGGCGAGAUAUACGAGUUUCGCGUUGCAUCAGUGGACGGCAAGGCCUUUGAAUUCUCCGAUCCUCGUGAAAUUUACAUGGCUACCGAAGGCGGACUGUUGGUAAGCUCGAACAACAUAGCAACAGCCGGAUGGUUCGUCGGCAUGAUGCUGGUAGUGACGUUCCUCAUCCUCGUUUUAAUCCUGGUGUGCAUUGUAAAACGAAAUCGUGGCGGAAAGUAUGAUGUGUACAGUCAAGAGCUUCAUCACGGACCCCGUGACGGCGACGAAACCGGAUUUCACGAAUACACAAGACCGUUGGACGACAAAGCAAGUCAUGGUUCGCUGAGCAGCAGCAUUAAAGGCCCCGUGGAAAGUGACAAUGACUCUAUGGAGGAGUACGGCGAAGCUGGUGAAGCAGGACUGCACGAGGACGGGUCUUUCAUAGGACAGUACGGGCGGAAGGUCCCAGGGCAUCCGCAGUACGUACCACCGCCGCCGGCAACGGCGCCUGCCCACCACGCCCAGGAGCAGACAACGACAGGGUCCUAUGCGACCCUUUACGCGCCGAAAAAGAACAAGAAGGGCGAAGAAAAAAAGGCGUUGUCGCCGCUGCCGUCCUACGACGCCACGGCGCCCCCAAUGUCACCAAGCUUCCAAUUGCCGCUGUACGGUUCCGCCGUUUAA